Bradysia coprophila is the source of this 1856-nucleotide messenger RNA. RefSeq lists its product as uncharacterized. The record is from RefSeq and is a predicted model, not a curated record. Lineage: Eukaryota; Metazoa; Arthropoda; Insecta; Diptera; Sciaridae.
AAACUUGAAAUCAGAUUACAGGAGGCCAUUUUCUAUUGUCUAUACUUUUUGUUAGAUCUCGUCAAUAGCCAGAAAAUAAAUUUAAAAUGUUAGUCGCGAGAGGUUCCCAAUCUUCAUAUGGACAAAAUAAGACAAAAAGGAAUUUUGUCAAAGAAAACGCCAGAGUCAAAUUUGGUAAAUAUGCUGCACAAAAAGGAUUUACCUCUGGAUCAUACACUCAACAUCAUCCAUCAAAAUGUAAUCAUACAUUGAAUGGACAGCCGAUUCACCUGAAAAAAGACAGUGAAGUACAGUUGGUGCGUAUCAAAUAUCAGGAAAGUGUUAGAGAUCUGGUAGUGCCAACAACAGUCAACAUACAUCCGGCCAUAUGGCCUGUGAAGGAAAUUAACCGGCUUACAGCUAAAAGCCAAUUGGUUACAAUCGACGAAAAGAAAUCCGAACUGCAGCGAAAAUAUGACGAAAUGAAAUAUUUGGAAGAGGAAUGUGAGAAGAGGAAAGCUCAUUUAAAGGAAUUGGACAAAAUUAAAGCGAACUACAAUUCGGAUGACGAAGCGGACGAUGCUGCUGAAAAACAACAAAUUUUAGAUCGAGCACGUAUUGAACAAAUUGAAGGAACGGCCGAAUUUAGGCGAGCGAACCAAUUGAUUGUUUCGAAAAAGUGUCAGCUUACUCGGGCCGCCCAAAUUGCAGAAAAGAACCAAAUUCAACGUGAAGUACGCGAUUACAACUUGUUUUUGGAAAAAUCUAUUUUAGAUGAUUGUGCGAAGGCACUUCAAUUGGAAUCGGAAAAUGCUCUGAAACGGCGCCAAUCAAAAGCCGAACUCGCUGAGAGCUUGAAGGAUCGGGUCAAUCAAAAGGAAUUAUCAGAAAAGAUGGCUGCAGAAAAGGCUCUAGAAAUGGAUAAAGCUGAGGUUCACGCGAAUGCAGUAGAGCUCGCUAUGCUGGAAGAGCAAGAGAAAAAGCAGCGAACAGAACAGAUGUUCAAAACACGCGAAGACAUUGAAAACUUCAAAGCUCUGAGAGAAACGUUACAAAAUAAGGCUCUAGAAGAAGAACGCAUCAUGGAACUGAAGGCUCAGGAACACAUGCGUAAAAAACAGGAGGAAAUGAAAAAAAUGGCAGAAGCAAGACGUUUAGUACAAGAAGAAAAGCGACGGAAAGCCGAAGAAUUGCUCAUGAUACAAGCAAAACUUCUGGAAACUAGAAACCAACAAGGUGAAUCAAAUAUAAAACGUCUGGAAGAAGAAAAAGAACGAGAAUUCCGUCGUAAGGCCAAAGAAGAUGCGCUGAAGCGGAAACUAUUACACAAAGACGUGCAAGAUGUUCGAGCAUUUCAGUUGCAAGAAAUUCGCAGAAAAAAGGAAAUGGAAAAGGAGCAAGAGAGAGUGGCUCUCAAGCAGUUGAAGGAAAAAAUAGAUUCCGAGGAAAUGGAGGAAAAAAGGAAAAUGGAACGGAAUCGGGUGGAGAAAGAACAACUACAAAAUGAGAUUAUAAACCAAAUUAAGGAAAAGGAACGGAAAAAACAAAUGGAAGAAGAAAGAGCCAAAGUCGAUUAUAUCAAAGAACAGGAACGACAGAAAGAACAGUUGACAAGUAUACAAAGUGUUCUGAACGCAAAAUUAGCAGAAAUGGAAGAAGCAAAGAUGCCGUUAGAAGACAUUCGAGAGAUUAAACGAAAAAUUAAAUCGAAAUUGGUUAGCUAGCCAAAACAAGCUUCGUGCGCUCGGAAAUUUUAAUUCGGUUUUUGUUCGUCACACCUUCUCCCAAAUUAAAUUCGUAUCAACCAACCAAAUCCUUUUAUUUAAAACCCAAAAACCCUGAAUACAUCCCUCAAAUCCUCUGGCAUUUCGUCUUAA